CAGACGUGCGCUGGUGUGGAGGCAGCUGCAGCAGGCGCGACAGGAGGCGAGCGCAGCGGACCGCGACCGUCAGCUACAAGUUAGAAGACUAAUGCAAAUCAAAUAGGAUACGAUUCUUUUCGCUCGUUUUAUGUAUCUCUGUUGUUUUUACCCUUAGUCUUCGUGGUUUACAGCGUUCCCUUUUCAGGAAUAUGGGACCAAACAAGCCAGGGAAAGUUAACUGGCGCUUCGGCGUGCCAAAGGCACUUUUCGUGUACUUUUGGUGUCUUUGCGGCCAGACCAAGUGCUACAAUUUGGACACGCAGCAUCCCGUUACUGUUAGCGGCCCGAGUGGAUCUUUAUUCGGAUAUUCUGUGUUGCUUCAUAGGCAUCGGCAGCAGACGUGGCUCUUAGUGGGAGCUCCAGUUGCCAAUUCAACCUUUGACCAGUCCAUCAGAAACCCCGGUGCUAUUUUUAAGUGCAAAAUCGCAGACAGGGCGGAUUGUGAGCAGAUUCAAAUAGGUACCUCCAACGACGCGUUCUGUGGGAAGACCUGCUUCCCUGAGAAUGACAACCAGUGGCUGGGCGUGAGUCUGUCCCGACAGCACAGCGAUGGACUCGUACUGGCCUGUGGACAUCGUUGGAAAAAUGUUUUCUACUCCAGAAAAGACAAUCAAAACAAGCUGCCACAUGGUGUCUGUUACAAACUGGAGGCCGAUCUUAUCCAGUCUAGCCCACUGAUUCCAUGCUACAAGGAUCAUCAGAGGAAGUUUGGCGAAGCCUAUGGGUCCUGUCAGGCUGGAAUGUCUAACUUCUUGACAGAGGGAUUGAUUGUCAUGGGGGCACCAGGAACCUCCUACUGGACUGGAUCUGUGCUGGUCUAUAACACCUCCAGCAACAUGCUCUCAGCCUACGUGGAUAACAGCAACACAGUUGACUAUGGAAGCUAUCUAGGUUACUCUGUGAGCGCCGGCCACUUCAGUCACCCUGACAACACAGAGGUUGUCGGAGGGGCGCCGCAGUAUGGGCAGACUGGUAAAGCGUACAUAUUCCAGGUUCAGUCCCACACUCUGAAAAUCCUGUUUGAGGCCAAGGGCAAUAAGCUGGGCUCUUAUUUUGGAGCAACGGUCUGUGCGGUGGACCUGAAUUCGGAUGGACUCUCGGACCUCCUGGUUGGAGCGCCGAUGUACAGCACUGUCCGGGAGGAGGGGCGUGUCCACAUCUACAUAAAUCAAGGAGCUGCUAACAUGAAGGAGGAAGAGUUCCAAUUAGUGGGAAGUGACUCGUACGCCGCAAGGUUUGGCGAAACCAUAACGAACCUGGGGGACAUCGACGACGACGGCUUUCCAGAUGUGGCCGUUGGAGCCCCGCAGGAGGACGAUCUGCAAGGGGCUAUUUAUAUCUACAAUGGCAGGAAGAGCGGGAUCGCCAGGACCUUCUCUCAACGAAUCACUGGGUCUGUCCUGGGCAACGCCUUUAAGAUGCUAGGCCAGUCUGUGUCCGGAGGCAUCGAUGUGGAUGGCAAUGGUUACCCAGAUGUAGCUGUGGGGGCCUUCCUGUCGGAUUCAGCUGUCGUGCUGAGGACGCGGGCGGUGGUGAUCGUGGAGGCCUUCAUGCUGCUCCCUGCGAGUGUAAACCGCAGUCAGCCGCAGUGCUCCGAGCACGGCCAGCCCGCCGUCUGCAUCGACGUCAGCGUCUGCUUCAGAGUCAGGGGCAGGAAGAUCUCCGGUCACAUAGGGAUGCUGUAUAACCUGACUGUGGAUGUGAAGCGGAAGGAGGGCUUCCCGCCGCGUUUCUACUUCACCGGGAACGGCACGUCCAACACCACCGCCGGCCGGAUCAAAGCCAAGCACGAGCACCUGACCUGCGUCAACCACCAGGCCUACAUGCGGAAAGAUGUCCGAGAUAUCUUCACCCCAAUAUAUUUUGAGGCAACGUACGAGCUGGGAGAACAUAACGUCAUAAAGACAGCGUCCAAAAGCUUCCCAGCCCUCAAACCCAUACUGCAGCAAAGAGAGGGCCAGAGCAACCUGGUGACCAACAAGACGGAGUUUGCUCGGUUCUGCGCCUGGGCCAACUGUUCCGCGAACCUGCAGGUCUCUGCGCGGCUGGUGUUACCGCAGUCCCAUAAAAACAUGGCGUACUUCGCCCUGGGGAACGGGAAGACCAUCAUGCUGAACGUGACGCUGGUGAACGCGGGGGACGACGCCUUCCUCCCGCUGGUGCAGCUGAGGUUUCCCAACAACCUCUACUUCAUCAAAGUGCUGGACGCGGAGGAGCGGCAUGUUACCUGCAAUGUUGCAGAGGAGAAGCAGGUUGCCGUGGGGAUGGACUGCACUGUGGGCAGCCUGCACCUCAGCUCUCUGGAAAAGCUCAACAUCAGCUUCCUGCUUGAUGUGAACCACAGCAGCAAUGCUGGAGACCUGGACGUCACCGUCACCGCAACCUGUGACAACUUCGAAAAUGAAAACCUUCUCCAUGACAACUUUGCCCAUCUGAAGUUGCCGUUGAGAUACGGAGUUGACCUAAAUGUUCAUGGCUUUGUAUCUCCUACGGCCUUUGUCUUUGGAGAUGAGGAGGCAUCUGGGUGCUAUACAGAGAGGUUCAAUUACACCUUUAAGGUUAUAAAUGCUGGUCCCAGUAAAGCCCUUGAAACAAGAGUUGUGAUUGAUAUUCCCAAAGCCUUGGCACCUUAUACGUACAGAUUACUCAACAUUGUGGACGUACAGACUUCUCUCGGGUCGUGUUACAUUAAUGAUUCUGCCAAAGCCACCAGCGAUGACUGCAAUGUGCCAAAACCAUAUUUCAUAGAAGAUCUGGUCUUUUUCUUUUCAAAGACAUUGACCCGGCGCAUGUACUGCAUGAGGUAUGACCAGCUGUGUCUGAACGUGGUGUGCAGCUUUGGGGACAUGGACAUCGGGAAGGAGGCCACCAUUCAGAUGGAGGUGGAGCUGAACCCUGCUGUUCUCCAGCUCUCCCCUGGAAGGCAAGCCAUCAUGCUGAUUGAGAGCACAGCCACUGCAACACCCAGGGAGAGUCCCUACAACCUGUUCAUACAGGAGAACCCCUUCACCAAGGUUGUCCUGGAGGCCCAUUUCAACCAGAAGCCGACGAAGCAGGUGGAGGCGUUCGUAACCAUAGUGAGCCUUGCUCUGGGAAUACUCAUUCUGGCUCUACUCAUAUACAUCCUGUGGAUGGCCGGAUUCUUUAAGAGGGACAUUAAGAAAAAGCAGGAGAUGCAGAGAGACAGCUGGGACUACGUGCCGAAGAACGAGAGCGUUUCCUAACGCAGAUACACGUGUAUAUAUGUGUACAUAACGUCACAGCAAAGAAACCUUACGGAGGAGAGAUCAACACAACUUACACAUUCACAGCCUUAAUGGAAAUUCAAGGGAGAACAUGUAGGCCUGCUGCUAUGCUCAGAACACAGCCCAGAAUUACAGACCGCAGGUAUUUAUGAGAGCGAUAGAGAUGCUAGUGUAACUAUGAUCAGGAUGCAGUGGUAUGGGGGCUCAGAGCGAGUGACUGGGAGCCUGUCUCGUGAGGUGAAUUGGUUUUCUGUCAGCAGGACUAAAUGCACUUUAUCUCUUGAAUUGAAUGAGUCGGAAUGUUCCUGGAAGUCACAUGACAUUUUACCUCACAAGAAGAUGUCAGGAAGUGGCGAAGGUGCAUUCUGCAUUCUUGGAAGUGUUUUGUUUUUUUUUUUUUGGGGGGGGGGUGCCAGCACCUGUUUCAUUGUGCCUGCUGAGAAAAUGCACUGUUGAAACCUUUGAUCAUAAUUAAGAAUGCACUUGUGUGUACAUGUCUAUAAAUACAUUUGUGAAUAUAUUUAUGUACAGUAUAUAUACAUGAACUAACAGGUGUGUGUAUAUAUACGUGCAUUAAAUGUACAAAUCUUCACCCAUCAGUCAAAGAUUCCAGUAUUUUAGUUCUGUCGGCUGUUACAUUGAAAUAUGGGUUUCACUUUUUUUGUCUUAAAUUCAGCUCAUGUGUUGAAACCACAUUUGGUGAGAAGCUUUUUUCGUUUCCCGUUAGAAUGAAAUCUUUGCUUCCUGUUGAUCUGUUGGGGAUUUUUUUUUCGAAAUUGCUCUCAGUGUCACGCUAGCGCAAACUUGCACUCACCUCUGCAUGGCUGUGCACACCGGUCUCAGCGGGUAGCGCUGUGUUUACCACUAUGGAUUUCUCAAGGGCUUUCAGCGGAUAGCUUUGUGGGCAAGAAACCCACUCAGAGGAGGUGAUUGGCUCAAAGACUCUGCCUGCGUUGUCUUCUCCUGGUGCGGUGCAGUGCAGGGACAACGUGAGGCCUCCUUCCGAAUGAAGCCAUGUGGCGUUGCAGCUGAAUGACGCUGACUCAGGAUUGGCUGGCUGUCCCCGCCGUCUGGAGGCCAACGCCCACUGUACGUCCCCGGGCUGCCAGUGGCUUACCACACAUGACCACACGUGACCACACACGACCACACGUGACCACAUGCGACCACACGUGACCACGAGUCUAGUUUACAAGACUGCAGCAGAACCCAGUGUGUGUGUGUGACAGGAAUGACCCAGGCGGCUAAGAGUUCUGUGCAUGCUCUGCAGGGAAAGCUUUCUUAGCUGAUAGCAUGCACUGGAGGUGUUAACCGCUCUGAUCUCUGGGGAUGACUCCUGCAGGCUGCGUGCAGCCAAGCAAAGAGUGCAGUGUCACUGUGCAGUGGUGUGUGUGUGUGUGUGUGUGUGUGUGUGUGUGUGUGUGUGUGCGCGCGUGCGCGCGCCUCUUCAGAUGCUCAUGAAUGUCACACAGAUUUUUGUUUAGCAAUGAAGCAAUGAAGCAUGUUGGUAUAUGAGGACACGGGGUUCAUUGUAAAAGGUGGAGGUUUUAGGA
Messenger RNA from Megalops cyprinoides (Indo-Pacific tarpon), 4840 nucleotides. Its product is annotated as integrin alpha-4-like. The transcript has 28 exons. Gene Ontology annotation, biological process: cell adhesion mediated by integrin; cell-matrix adhesion; cell-cell adhesion. Gene Ontology annotation, molecular function: integrin binding. Gene Ontology annotation, cellular component: integrin complex; external side of plasma membrane. Bases 192 to 3266 code for a protein of 1024 amino acids. The record is from RefSeq and is a predicted model, not a curated record. NCBI's taxonomy places the organism in Eukaryota, Metazoa, Chordata, Actinopteri, Elopiformes, Megalopidae.